Molecule: messenger RNA, 1041 nt
Organism: Trichoderma aggressivum f. europaeum
Lineage: Eukaryota; Fungi; Ascomycota; Sordariomycetes; Hypocreales; Hypocreaceae
Exons: 3
Coding region: 1-1041 (346 amino acids)
Source: RefSeq, a predicted model, not a curated record
AUGGACGCAGAAUUCAUGGACCAGUUGUGGAGUGAGCGGCACUAUGGAACACCGCUCGCCAUCAUCUUCAUGGUUCUGCCAACGGUAGCUGUCGGCCUACGAUUGUACGCGAAGAUUACGGCUCAUCAGCCAAUCGAGCUCAGCGACUACUUCUCCAUUGCAGCAUGGUUGAACACGUCUGCCUUCUUCAUAUCAUUACUGGUGGCUGUGUAUCUGCCGCCGUCAUAUCUUGAUAAUCCGGAUGGCAUCGAUGUGCCUGUGUCCAAGAUUACAUUCUCUCUAAACUUAUUGUGGGCGGCGGCCUGCUACUGCUGCAAAUUGUCGAUCCUUUGCCUUUAUUACCGCCUCCUCAGCACGCCAUCCAGCACAUUUCGUCUAGUAGUCAAGAUCAUGUUUGUUCUCACAGCUUGCGUCGGCAUCGCAAGUGUCCUGGGCUUCCUCCUGGUAUUCCGAGAUAUGUCAUGGUGGUGGUCGACAGGGAUGAAGACACAUCCAAGCGCCCAGGCGAAUCUAAUCAGGAUGAACGAGGCCAUCGAUAUCCUGUCGCUUCUGACAGAUGCAAUUCUGUUCAUCAUGCCGUUGCCUGUCAUCAGAAAGUUGAGUCUCAGCAAAAGCAAAAGGCGACUUCUUAUCGGACUCUUCUCCCUCGGAUUCUUAACCUGCAUUGAGGUUAUUGUUCGAAUCAUUACUACGUACGGCUUCAACGGUGCUUUGGACGCCAUCCAGGUUCAAGUCCUGCUAAUGGGUAUCGAGCCAUCCAUGGGCAUUACACUUUGCUGUUUGCCUGUUUUCCUGAGACUAUUCCGAAAAGGCCAGCAGAACUCCAGUGGUCCCAACUACGCUUCCGGAGAACGUGGCGGCUUCUACUCUCUUGGCCCGAUGAGUGCGAAGCGAUCAACAACACGAGAUCCUGACGGAGCUCUGCUAGAUUCAGCCCUGGGCAAGCCGAAACCAGUUCUAGUACAAACCGAAAUCACUAUACAUUCUUCACGUAGCGGAUAUAACGACUCCAUUGAAUCUCAGGAGGGCUACUGGAAAUAG